AUGCUUCUCCUCGAUUACCAGAAUGUCCUCAUUCAGUCCGUGCUGACUGAGAGGUUCUCUGGUGCCCCUCCCGCCCACAUCGACCAGACGGUGUCCGACUUCGACGGUGUCAUCUACCACAUCUCGACUCCCGAGACGAAGACUCAGAUCCUCCUUUCCGUCCACAUCCGGUGCUUCAAGGACCUUGUGCAGUACGGUGCCGAGCAGGUGCUGCAGAGGGAAUAUGAGCAGUUUGUCGUUGCGCCGGAGGCGGGCUACGACUUCUCCGUCCUCAUUGACCUCGAAAAGCUUCCCGCUGAACAAGAGGAGCGCGAUGCUCUCGUUCACAAGUUCGCCAUGCUGAAGCGCAACGCCAUGGCCGCGCCAUUCGAGGCCGCGUACGAUGAGCAUUAUAAGCUGAAGGAAGAGGCGUCGAAAUACACCUCUGAGGAUGCGCCUCAGGGCGUCAAGGAGGGCGGUGCUAUCAAGGCGAUUCAUUACCGCGAAGAGGAGGCCAUCUACAUCAAGGCCAGUCACGACCGAGUUACCGUUAUAUUUAGCACCAUCUUCCGCGAGGAGACGGACCGUGUGUUCGGCAAGGUGUUCAUUCAGGAGUUCGUCGAUGCUCGUCGUCGGGCUAUUCAAAAUGCGCCGCAGGUCCUGUUUAGGAACGAUCCUCCCCUGGAACUGCAGGGUGUGCCCGGCGUGAAGGAUUCCGGGUCCGGCGAGAUCGGAUACGUCACAUUUGUUCUCUUCCCUCGCCAUCUUACUCAGCAACGGAUGCCCGAGGUUAUCUCUCACAUUCAGACGUUCCGAGACUAUUUCCACUAUCACAUCAAGGCAUCGAAGGCUUACAUUCACUCCCGUAUGCGCAAGAGGACUGCGGACUUCCUGCAAGUUCUCCGGAGAGCUCGUCCGGACGCCGAGGAGAAGGAGAGGAAGACGGCAAGCGGCAGGACAUUCAAGGUUUCGGGUGCUUAG
Messenger RNA from Verticillium nonalfalfae, 960 nucleotides. RefSeq lists its product as uncharacterized. Gene Ontology annotation, molecular function: actin filament binding; structural constituent of cytoskeleton. The record is from RefSeq and is a predicted model, not a curated record. Gene Ontology annotation, biological process: actin filament polymerization; Arp2/3 complex-mediated actin nucleation. Bases 1 to 960 code for a protein of 319 amino acids. Gene Ontology annotation, cellular component: actin cytoskeleton; Arp2/3 protein complex. NCBI's taxonomy places the organism in Eukaryota, Fungi, Ascomycota, Sordariomycetes, Glomerellales, Plectosphaerellaceae. The transcript has 5 exons.